UUUAUAUUGGGAGAUACAAACUUAACAAAGUCACACAAAUGAGCAAUUGCAUACUGUAAUGGAAAAGUCUUGGGUGAAAAUAACCAGAGAUCAGGAAAGCAUGUGUAAAACAUAAGUUUACGUAAAUACUGGUGAUUAAUGUCGCAUGACUUUUUCACUCUGAGAGACCCGGCCGAAGGGACUUUGCUGGAAAACUUUGGGGACCAACUUCAUCUCCACGAGCUUAAUCCCAUCACAGCGAUUUGAGGCGAAGACAGGCGAGAAAGCCGCAAGCCUCCGGCAAGGCGCGCCGUCAGCCUCCUUUAACUUGCACUCCGCGCGGGGCGGGCCGGGCGAGGGACCCGGGGAGAAGGCGCGCGCGGGGGGAAGGGGGGUGGUGCGCGUGCGGCCGGCAGCGGGCGCGACACAGACUGCGCAUGCUCGGCAGAGGGAGCCGCAGGCGGAAGUCGCGCUUUGCGUAUUCAGUUACGACAGUCGCCAACUGAGGUUUCUGGAUAGCUUCCUAACUUUACGGCCACAACAAAUAUGGCGGCUUCCAGUGGCCGAUUUGAAAGUGCCAGAAGUAUCGAAGAGCGGAAAGAGCAGACACGGCUUGCCAGGGCUGAGGUGUUACGCCAGGCAAAAGCCAAUUUUGAAAAAGAAGAAAGACGUAAAGAGCUUAAACGACUUCGAGGUGAGGACACAUGGAUGUUACCUGAUGUGAAUGAACGAAUUGAACAGUUGUCACAGGAACACUCUGUGAAGAAGAAAAAGAAAAAAGAUAAACAUUCAAAAAAAUCUAAGAAAGAGAAGAAAAAAAAGAGCAAGAAACAAAAGUAUGAAAAAGAUGAGUCAGCCAGUAGUUCAUCAAGCUCUGAUGAUGAGUGGGUUGAAGCUUUUCCUUCCCAGACUGCUGACAAGAAAAAGGCCUGGAAAAUACAAGAUGAAAAGUCAGAAAGAGAAGACAGCCAAGCUGCUCAGAGGGAGGAGUGGAUGACUGUUGAUUUUAUGUCUGUUAAAACCGUGUCAUCAUCAUCACUCAAAGCUGAAAAGGAAACCAGGAGGAAAAUAGAGCAAGAGAAAGCUCAAGCACUUGAACAGUCUAGGCUGCUAGAAAGAGAAUUGAAUCCAUACUGGAAGGAUGGUGGAACAGGCCUGCCGCCAGAAGACUGCGGUGUGUCUGCAGUCACUAAAGUUUCAGUAAUAGAAGAUGGUGGUUUAAGCUGGCUAAGGAAAUCUUAUCGAAGAAUGAAGGAACAAGCUGAAAAGCAAAAUAGAAAUUUUGAGGACAUUGUAGCUGAAAGAUAUGGGUCCAUGGAAAUAUUUCAGUCAAAAUUAGAAGAAGCUGAAAAAGCUGCAUCUGCAAAAGAAGAUUGUAGACGGGAACGGUGGAGGAAAAUGGCAUAUUCAGAGAGUGGUCAAGAAAACAGAACAUCUGACUUGCUGAAACAUAACAGAGGUCCGAGGGAUAAGUGUGACACAACACAUCUUGUAAACAGCGUCAGAGACAGAUACAGUGGGGAUAAAAAAGACAGUGGGCACAAGUCUUUGGAGACAUGUAGAAGAGAAUGCAAUCCAAGGCAAAGUCAGGAGUUUUCUUCUCUUAGAAAUUUGAAACCUAACUUCUUAAGACCCUCUGAUGAUGAAGAAGUGUCACUUCCUAGCAAGGGCAGGUGUUUUGAGCCAUCUCGCCACUCAUCCUCGGCACUGGUUGCUCAGGAUUCUUUGCGUUGCAGUUUUCGAAGACCCACAGAGAUCUAUGAAGCAAGUGCAUUAAGGAGUCGAUCUGAUGGGCGAGAAGGGGAAAGGAAGCAGACAUGUCAGAAACCACUAGAAACCAGCCACAGUGUGGACUGCCAGCACAUUUCCGAAGACGCUAGUGAAACAUCACAGGAUGGAAAUUUAAGAGAUGACUCUUUGGAAAAAGUGCUUCCGCAGGACACAAAGCCUUCAUUUGCUGGAAAUAAUUCUGAUGAUGAGUCCACCCACAUCUUGAGUGUUGAUGAAAAGAACAAGUUGGGCGCCAGGAUCAUCAAAGCAGAAAUGAUGGGGAAUAUGGAAUUAGCUGAACAACUUAAAGCCCAACUUGAGAAGGCAAAUAAAGUCAAAGAAACUGUAACACAAGUAUCGUCGAAAAAAUCUGACUUAGAGAGUGAAGACCAGCAGGAAGUGGUCCUUGUCAGAACAGAUCCGUCUGGAAGAGUGUGGCCUGUGAACGCUCCAGCUAAACUUCUGGAAUCUAAAGGAAGAAGAGGGAAGAGACAAAUGGCUUCUACCCAUGAAGAAAAAGAAAGGGUCAGAUACUUUCAUGAUGAUGAUAAUCUAAGUCUAAAUGACUUAGUCAAGAAUGAAAAGAUGGGGACGGCAGAAAAUCAAAACAAACUUUUUAUGAGAAUGGCAUCUAAGGUCUAUUUAUGUUUACCCAACUUCCGUUCUCUUACUGAGGGACAUUGCCUGAUAGUCCCUUUGCAGCACCACAGAGCAGCGACUUUACUGGAUGAAGACAUCUGGGAGGAAAUUCAGAUGUUCAGAAAAUCACUGGUAAAGAUGUUUGAAGAUAAAGGAUUGGACUGCAUCUUUUUAGAAACUAACAUGAGCAUGAAGAAACAGUAUCAUAUGGUUUAUGAAUGCAUUCCUGUCCCCAAGGAAGUGGGUGAUAUGGCCCCCAUCUAUUUUAAGAAAGCCAUAAUGGAGUCUGAUGAAGAGUGGUCUAUGAACAAGAAAUUGAUUGAUUUGUCUUCAAAAGAUAUCAGACAGUCUGUACCCAGAGGCUUACCUUACUUCUCUGUGGACUUUGGCCUCCAAGGAGGGUUUGCCCAUGUCAUUGAAGAUCAGUACAAAUUCCCUCAUUACUUUGGAAAGGAAAUCAUUGGUGGAAUGAUGGAUGUAGAACCAAGACUUUGGCGGAAAGGAAUCAGAGAAAACUUUGAGGACCAGAGGAAAAAAGCCCUGCAGUUUGCUCAGUGGUGGAAACCAUUUGACUUCACUAGAAGUGAACAAUGUUGAGUCUUCCCUUUGAUUUCUUUUUCUUUUUUUUCCUCUUCAGGUUCCUUUGUCCUGUUUGCAUCUCACUAGACCACUGACUGCUCAGUCACAGAUGUAGAGAAUCUGGCUCUAGGCCUGAUGGUGCAUCAGAGCACCGUGGUGUGUCUUUCCUCCUCAGCUCCUGGGGUGACCGUGCAGUGAGGGCUGAUCAGCUGGGUGACCUGUUCUUGUUCUCUACCUGGUGGUGGUGAUGUGAACUAUUCAGUUAAUAUGUACAGGGACCUUUCUGAGAGUUUAUCUAGGAAGUACAGCAUGCCACUGUUUCAAGGCAAUUGAUUCCACUGUAAGUCUUUGUGUUGGCUUCUUUUGCAUUUUUUUAAACUGAAAGUUGGCAUAUUCAGUAACUGCAAUUUCUCUUCAUGACAUUUUAUACCUGUAGCACAUUUAUCACUGCUAUUCUUUUUAUUACAGGAAAAAGAAUUGUCCCAAAUGUAAUGUAAACAAAUUAAAUGAAGUAUAACGUG
Molecule: messenger RNA, 3488 nt
Organism: Erinaceus europaeus (western European hedgehog)
Lineage: Eukaryota; Metazoa; Chordata; Mammalia; Eulipotyphla; Erinaceidae
Gene: CWF19L2
Product: CWF19 like cell cycle control factor 2
Exons: 17
Coding region: 526-2985 (819 amino acids)
Biological process (GO): mRNA splicing, via spliceosome
Cellular component (GO): post-mRNA release spliceosomal complex
Source: RefSeq, a predicted model, not a curated record